AUGGCAGCCGCUGACAGUGCCACUUACGCUGCCAGCGCUGACGACAUUGUUGGGAUGCCUUCUCAUCAUCUAACUUCCGAGGCACCCUUUAUCACUAAUGAUGGCGGCAAUCAGAACAAGCACAUUCGCCUCUGCUUCGCGCCAACCGAGCAGGCCUACAACCAUGGAUCGGACCGUGUGCGCCCCCUUCGCACCAUGCCAUUCGACUCUGCGACAUGGAUCGGUAACCUCGACGACCUCGGUAGCCGUGUAUGGCCACAUCCCAGCUCCAAGGAACUGCUCGCACGCUCUCUCACCGGGGACCCAAGGUUUCCACUCCCAGAUACAGUGGCCAAGGAAAACAGAUUCCAGAACUUGCGUUUGCGGUGCUGUAGUGAUAGCUGUUGCCCAACCACCCACAGCCCCUUUGUAGAGUACGAGAAACCUUCUCGUCUUGGAACGCUUGCAUUUGACCGCACGCAGAAUGUCGUCAUCUACCCUUUCUAUGUUCGUCUGUGCAAACGUACCGGACUGCAGAAACUCUUUGCCAUCGUACAUCGUCAUGAGAAUGGAGAGUACUGGUUCUGGAGAGCCGACGGCACUUAUUACGAGACUUAUGGCCUCAUCAAAGGAAACGUUUCUAUCUUCCAGAGCCCUAGGUCCGCUCGCAGCAAAAACAAUGGCAGUUCGGCCUCUUCGAAGAUACCAUCGACAAGCACUCCCACCAAACCUGGUAGUUCAGCAACACAGCUAGUCGAUGAUCUUGACGACACGCCACUGCGAGUCGUACAGAAGGCACGCGCACUUACCAGGAGCGAAAACAUGGAAGCACAGCUCGUGAAUGGCGCGGACGAAGACCCUUUUGGAGACAGUCCUGAGCCUCCUUCCAAGAGACGACUUAUCGCAGGCUCGUCCGUGCCACAAAUCAAAAACAGCGGCCGUGCAAAAGUCCUCCACAUAGAUACAUCGCAUUCCAUGGCGACACUGAAGAGACUCAGAGCUAGAGGCCUCUCCACAACUCCUACCAGACAGCCACAGCCGAGUAACGCUAAUAUGCAGAAACCCAACCGCUCCUUGUUGCACAUCAACGAAGUAUGCAUGCUUGCCUAUCAUCUUGACGGACAUGGUCUCAAGUUGAUGUACCGAGACAAUGCCUUUACCAUCGAGUCUGGCGAAGGAUCUCUAAUCGAUCCUACGACUGGAAGUCCAUUCAAGAUGACCGAGCAGCAUGCACUGUACGUACUAUCUAGUAGCCAGAAGUCCCUCAAGGUCAUCAUGAGCAAGAACACUGCGUGGAGCAUUAUGGAAUCACGCGACGAUAUUUCCGAAGGCGUCAUUCUGUUGGAGUUUGGUGGUGUCAGUGCUCGUGACGAGUUCAUAGCUCGUAUCAAACACAUGGUCGGGAUGACUGUANGGGGUAUCGGCUGUGCUGAUGAAAACCGAAAUGCUGUGUUCGAUCCCAAGAAUGAGGACAACCCCACUGAUCAGCAAUCGGCCAAGCGGACCCAGUCGCUUUCUGCAGAGAACAGUUCUUGCGCCGAGGGCAGAAAAGCCAUAUCCUGCCCUCCAGGGGUGACCGAAAUUGCCUCGUGUCAUGCUCCAGCAAUCCCUGUAGUCUCGAAAUCUGCCAAACAUCCGGUUAUCCCGGUGUCAGUCGAGUCAACCCAGCCACGCCUACCGACCAAGCCAUCGAGUUCCUUGAAUACUUCCCAAGCCGUCAAGGCCAGUUUGACGGGUUCACUAUCCAGCCAGAGCCAGGAGAAAACAGACAUAGUUCCAUCUGAGUCCAAGACCUUGACUAGUGAAACAGAGAUGAAGAAGCAGUUGCUGAGCUUGUUGCGUGAGGUCUACGUCAAGUAUCCAAGCGCUCAGGAUGACGACCAGGUUGAGAAUAUGGCGCUUUUGUUGAAGGCACCUCUUCUCGCUGGAGAUGAGGAACGUGUCAGAGAGCUGAAGAUGGAUUUGAAG
Molecule: messenger RNA, 1947 nt
Organism: Aureobasidium vineae
Lineage: Eukaryota; Fungi; Ascomycota; Dothideomycetes; Dothideales; Saccotheciaceae
Source: the annotation of a GenBank genome assembly